AUGGCAGAUGCGGCGAAGCCGGCUGGCGUGCCGGCUGCCGGCAGGGUGGCGGAGGCGGAUGAGGAACAGGGGGAGACUUGUGGAGGCGGCGGGGAGGCGGGGGGCAAAGACAACGUGAUCGUUGUUCAGAAUCGCCGCACGGGGGCCGGCGGAUGGGACGGAUACAGGGUGAGUUGCGACCUCGCGAAAAAUAUGCAAAGACAUGGACGAACGAGGCUUCGCCCCUCGGAGCACGUCGUCAUGGUGGAGGAGACGAACAUCAGCGAGCAGCUAUUUAGGUGGGGAAGAACAAGCCAGGGAGGGCUUGGACCGGCCUUCGUUCACAACGCCCACACCAGCAGAAGAACUUCAAGCAUGCCUGCAAGACCAAUAGCGGCUAGAGCUUACUAUGAAGGGACUCAGCAUGCGUGUCGGCACAAGAUGAUGGGCAGCAACGACGACGCCCGCGAGGACGAAGGCGGGACGCCGACACCCUCCAAGCUGUUAAACCUCUCAUGCGUUUUUCGCUAA
Molecule: messenger RNA, 510 nt
Organism: Ectocarpus siliculosus
Lineage: Eukaryota; Phaeophyceae; Ectocarpales; Ectocarpaceae
Source: the annotation of a GenBank genome assembly